Messenger RNA from Bufo bufo (common toad), 1924 nucleotides. RefSeq names its product homeobox A11 (gene HOXA11). Gene Ontology annotation, molecular function: RNA polymerase II cis-regulatory region sequence-specific DNA binding; DNA-binding transcription factor activity, RNA polymerase II-specific. The record is from RefSeq and is a predicted model, not a curated record. The coding region runs from base 74 to 931 and encodes 285 amino acids. The transcript is spliced from 2 exons. Gene Ontology annotation, cellular component: nucleus. Lineage: Eukaryota; Metazoa; Chordata; Amphibia; Anura; Bufonidae. Gene Ontology annotation, biological process: anatomical structure development; regulation of transcription by RNA polymerase II.
UGCUUCAAAGAGGCAGCUGCCUGAGAGAAUGAUGUUAAGCUCGGCUAAUGCGGACAGCCCGAGGUAGCCAGGGAUGGAUUUUGAUGAGCGUGUCCCCUGCUCCUCUAACAUGUAUUUGCCAAGUUGCACUUACUACGUCUCGGGUCCUGAUUUCUCCAGCCUUCCUUCCUUCUUACCCCAGACCCCAUCUUCUCGCCCCAUGCCCUACUCCUACUCCUCCAACCUAGCCCAGGUGCAGCCCGUCAGAGAGGUCACCUUCAGGGAGUAUGCCAUUGACACCUCCAGCAAGUGGCACCCCAGGAGCAACCUGCCCCACUGCUACCCAGCAGAUGAGCUGGUGCACAGGGACUGCACGGGCACCGCCGCCAUGGGCAACGGCUCCAACGUCUACCACCCCAAUGCCAACGUGCCCUCCAAUUUCUAUGGCUCGGUGGGCAGGAACGGGGUGCUGCCACAAGCCUUUGAUCAGUUCUUUGACACGGCCUAUGGCAGCCCCGAGAACAGCAGCCAGCAGCCGUCGGAUUACUCUGUGGACAAGCACUGCGACAAAGUGGCGGCGGCAGCCUCUGCGACAACUUCAAGUUCGGAGCCCUGCAGGGAGGCAGAGGAGAAGGAGAGGAGGACGGAGAGCAGCAGCAGCAGUCACAGCAGCUCCCACUCAUCUUCCGGCAACAAUGAGGACAAAGCCAGUGUGUCCAGUGGACAACGUACCCGUAAAAAGAGGUGCCCUUACACCAAAUAUCAAAUUAGGGAACUGGAAAGGGAAUUUUUCUUCAGUGUCUAUAUAAACAAAGAGAAAAGGCUACAACUUUCCCGAAUGCUGAAUUUAACUGACCGCCAAGUCAAGAUCUGGUUUCAGAACCGGAGGAUGAAAGAGAAAAAGAUUAACAGGGACCGACUGCAGUACUACUCUGCUAACCCCCUCCUAUGAGAGUACCACCGUUUCCCGCAUUUAUGGAGGAUAGUAUGAGGAUUCUUGUCAGAACAAUAGGAAGUACAAGUCUUCCCUAUGGAGUGUAGCUGCCACUUGUAUCCGAGGAGGAUAAGGGUAGUAGUACUGUCUCCAUUUCCUGUCCUUGGCUAUGGCAGGCACCAAUAAAUGACGCAAGCAUUUGCCUGUGUUCAAGACAAGUAUCAUUUGGUACGGAUUUAAAGGACCAAUUUGAUUUAACAGUUUGGUUAUUAUGUCCAAACACCUUUGGAUGAUCUGCAAAAGUCUUCGAUUUGGCAUUAUCUUCAUAUACAAUAAGCGGCCAUACUGAAGCAGAUGCUUUCAAAUUAGAAGUUAAAAAGAAAAUGAGAAAUGAUAAUAGGGGGAAAUAGUCACUUGAACUUCUGUACUUUAAUUGAAGCGACCUGCUGCGUCUCCCCUGUACUUACCCCAAUCGAUCAGUUCACCUAUGUGGUCUAUGAGACAUGCACUUUGUUUGCUAAUAUCAAUCCCUGUCUGUGACUACCCUGUGGAAAGCCACAGAUCAGACAGCUCUUAUCUAGAAUAAUAAACCUGUUUCCAUGAUGAUAUCACCACAGAGAGGAAAGAACCAAUCGUCAGCAAUAGCCUCUCAUCUCCUUCAUACCAAAUACAGGCAGAUGAAUGAUUGUCCUCUGAAGGGAUGUGACCAGGCUAGAGUUUAUGUCAGAUAAAAUCCUCAAAUUUAAAUAUAUAAAUAUAUAUAAGACCUUGAAAGAACCAAAGUUAUUAAAAGUGAUUAUAUUUGAAAUGAUAUAUGAGUUUACUGGGGACAUGAUAAUCUAUUUGUACUCUCUCAGUUUGAAUGUAAGUUUCCUAUGUUUUACUACAAAUGUAAAUAAAUGUCAUUUAGUAUUGGGUUCAGACGCCUUUUUACACAGCUAAUGUGGUGGUGAUUUUUAACAUUUUGCUACAGAUGACUUGUUUGAUGUUGGUUUUGUCACUUCUGCCACA